Molecule: messenger RNA, 594 nt
Organism: Camelina sativa (false flax)
Lineage: Eukaryota; Viridiplantae; Streptophyta; Magnoliopsida; Brassicales; Brassicaceae
Molecular function (GO): protein binding
Source: RefSeq, a predicted model, not a curated record
UUUGGAAUAGAUAUCUUCGUUGAUCAAAGUUACCAGAGGGAAGUUUUCUCUUAUGAUGAAAACGUCACCAACCCCAUUUUCACUUGGAACCUCACCAAUUUCUCUACCCUCUAUAAUUACUCUUACACAUCCAAUACGUUUUCUUCUGGAAACAGAAACUGGGUUUUGAAAGUGUAUCCAAAUGGAUAUGGUGUUGGAAAGGAUAACUACUUGUCACUCUUCCUGUUGAGUGAGAACAACGAAAUCAAUUACGUUAAAGCCACGCUACGAGUUCUAAACCAAAUCACAUCCCGCAAUGUGGUGAAGCAAGUUGAGGGAUGGCCCAAUGCAGCAGAAAAUGGAUGGGGUUUCCAGGAGUUCAUAACUCUUGCAGAUCUUCAAGAUAAAUCCAAAGGAUUCGUUGUGAGCGAUAUGCUUCAAGUUCAAGUCGAGAUCACAGCCUUCUCUAAACACACUCCGAUUAACUAGGAUCUAUGGCUCAAACCGGAGAUCUCUUGAACCUGCUCGAGACGUUUUAUCAUUAGUGGAUCGCCGGAGCCAUGUGAUGCGAGACCCGUAGCUACCACUCUUUUGUUUUUAUGUCCAAAAUAAGAA